Molecule: messenger RNA, 906 nt
Organism: Melampsora larici-populina 98AG31
Lineage: Eukaryota; Fungi; Basidiomycota; Pucciniomycetes; Pucciniales; Melampsoraceae
Exons: 9
Coding region: 1-906 (301 amino acids)
Source: RefSeq, a predicted model, not a curated record
AUGAAUUCAUCAAAGUUAUCUCUGGCAAUCAAUUGCUUGCUAUGGCUGUCAAUAACCCCUAGAUCGUUGUGCGAUGCCGGAAUGCUUCAAUCACGACAAGACCAUCUCAAUUCCGGACUCGGUGCCAAACAACAACUUUCUGACUCGAAAGAAAUCGACGUACCAUUCCGCGUUUUAGAAAAGCGAUUAGAAUCAACUGGAAAUCAAACUGAUCCUAAGAACACCGGUUCUAGUGAUACAAAAGAUCCACAAAACUCUCUGGAUUUGAGUCCACUCGCCCUUCAAGAAGCAAGCAAGCACGAUGGAAAGGAAAAGCCAGAACAGAUCCCUUCAUUGACUAGCCCGAACAACUUUAUCAACUUUUGCAUUUCGGGUGCCGGGACGUUGGGUAAUGCCGUAAUUCAGAAUGGAGCACAAACGAAGAAAGUAAAUGCAUGCAAUGGAAUACCCAUGGGGAUGAUUCCAGCUCCAGAUAAAACACCAAGUCUUAGGUUCUUCAGUCCAAAAAACCUGGACACGGUUCCAGCUAAAAAAACUUUCACCGUAUCUAUAAGCGUCAAGAAUCUAGACGCCGGUCAUUUCACAGCUCCUCUAGAAACUUACUUUGCCGCCCCUAUAACUCUUAAUGAAGCAGCAGUCGUGAUCGGACAUACACACAUUGUAGCUCAGCGUGUAGAGAGCCUGACUUCAACCGCCCUCCUGGACCCUCGCGAAUUUAAAUUUUUCAAAGGAAUAGACAGUCCAGUCGAUAAAGAAGGAAAAUUGCAUGCUGAAGUGAAGGAUGGAUUGGAAAAGGGUGUCUAUAGAUUCUCUACCAUGACCGCGGGUGCAAAUCAUCAGCCAAUUGCAGUGGCCAUAGCCCAGCACGAUAGCAUGGACGAUGUGAUUUACAUCACUGUGGAAUGA